AUGCCCCAGUUGAGUACAUCAUGCCUAUUUCACAAUCACCAUGUUAGCAUCGACUUGUAUUGUCAUCAGCAAUAUAGAUUGUUUCUGGGUGAUGUUAUAGAGAAUGGUUCUAAGGCUGUUGAUGCAGAGGACGGUAAUGGAAACAGUGAAGAUGGUGAUGGUGAUGGUGAUGAUGACGGAGGGGAAGGUGAAGAAGGUGGUGCGGAUGAUGCAGAAGGAAAGGAGACCAAGAAAGGAUCCGCGCUUCAGCCGCCAAAGAAGAGGAAGAAGUGA
Messenger RNA from Arabis nemorensis, 273 nucleotides. Lineage: Eukaryota; Viridiplantae; Streptophyta; Magnoliopsida; Brassicales; Brassicaceae. The record is from the annotation of a GenBank genome assembly.